Molecule: messenger RNA, 267 nt
Organism: Hydatigera taeniaeformis
Lineage: Eukaryota; Metazoa; Platyhelminthes; Cestoda; Cyclophyllidea; Taeniidae
Source: the annotation of a GenBank genome assembly
CAAAUCGUGAAUCACAACUGCAGAGCUCUGGUUGCCGCCGUUCCUUUUUUCACCUAUGCCGAUCGUCACUUUGUCUCAGAGGUGCUAAUGCGAUUGAAAUACGAGGUGUUUCAACCGGGCGACUGGAUCAUCAAAGAAGGACAGAUGGGGACCAAAAUGUAUUUUAUUCAGGAGGGCAUCGUUGAUAUUGUUGACACCGAUGGACGUGUGGCUACUAGUCUCUCAGAUGGCUCUUACUUUGGAGGUGAGUACACCCACCCCCAGUAG